Molecule: messenger RNA, 1730 nt
Organism: Medicago truncatula (barrel medic)
Lineage: Eukaryota; Viridiplantae; Streptophyta; Magnoliopsida; Fabales; Fabaceae
Product: tubulin beta-2 chain
Exons: 3
Coding region: 162-1511 (449 amino acids)
Biological process (GO): microtubule-based process
Cellular component (GO): microtubule
Molecular function (GO): GTPase activity; GTP binding; structural constituent of cytoskeleton
Source: RefSeq, a predicted model, not a curated record
AAAUUUGAAUUUCAUUUCCCAAAAUCUCAAAUUCAAAUUAAACAAAUAAAUACCACUCUCUUUCAUUUUUCACUCAUUCUUCUCACACCAAACCCUAAUUUUCAAACCCUCUCUUUCUCUCUUCAAAUUUCAAACCAUAAUUUCAGUUUCUUCACAACAAGAUGCGUGAGAUUCUUCACAUUCAAGGUGGCCAAUGCGGUAACCAAAUCGGAGCAAAAUUCUGGGAAGUGGUUUGCGCCGAGCACGGAAUCGACCCUACCGGACGUUACAGUGGUACCUCAGAACUUCAACUAGAGCGAAUCAAUGUUUACUACAACGAAGCUAGUUGUGGCCGGUUUGUUCCUCGUGCGAUUCUUAUGGAUCUUGAACCGGGGACUAUGGACAGUGUCCGGUCUGGACCGUACGGUCAGAUCUUUAGACCGGAUAACUUUGUGUUUGGUCAGAGUGGUGCUGGUAAUAACUGGGCUAAAGGGCAUUAUACUGAAGGCGCUGAGCUUAUUGAUUCUGUUCUUGAUGUUGUUAGGAAAGAAGCUGAGAAUUGUGAUUGCUUGCAGGGUUUCCAAGUAUGUCAUUCACUAGGUGGAGGAACUGGAUCUGGAAUGGGAACCCUUCUCAUUUCAAAGAUCAGGGAAGAAUACCCAGACAGGAUGAUGCUUACUUUCUCUGUUUUCCCUUCUCCUAAGGUUUCUGACACUGUGGUUGAACCCUACAAUGCUACUUUAUCUGUUCACCAGCUUGUUGAAAACGCAGAUGAAUGUAUGGUUCUUGAUAAUGAAGCCUUGUAUGAUAUUUGCUUCCGUACUCUCAAGCUUACUACCCCGAGCUUUGGUGAUCUUAACCAUUUGAUAUCAGCAACCAUGUCUGGUGUCACAUGUUGUUUGAGGUUCCCUGGUCAGCUAAACUCCGAUCUGAGGAAGCUUGCUGUGAAUCUCAUUCCAUUCCCUCGUCUUCACUUUUUCAUGUUGGGUUUUGCACCUUUGACUUCAAGAGGUUCUCAGCAGUACCGUGCUUUGAGUGUACCAGAGCUCACUCAGCAAAUGUGGGAUUCCAAGAAUAUGAUGUGUGCUGCCGACCCUAGACACGGACGAUACCUCACUGCAUCAGCCAUCUUCAGAGGCAAAAUGAGCACUAAAGAAGUUGAUGAACAAAUGAUCAAUGUUCAGAACAAGAACUCAUCCUACUUCGUCGAAUGGAUUCCAAACAAUGUCAAAUCAACUGUUUGUGAUAUUCCACCAACAGGGUUGAAGAUGGCUUCUACAUUCAUCGGAAACUCAACUUCAAUUCAAGAAAUGUUCCGAAGGGUGAGUGAGCAGUUUACUGCUAUGUUCAGGAGAAAGGCUUUCUUGCAUUGGUACACAGGUGAAGGAAUGGAUGAGAUGGAGUUCACUGAGGCUGAGAGCAACAUGAAUGAUCUUGUGUCUGAAUAUCAACAGUAUCAAGAUGCUACUGCAGAGGAGGAUGAGUAUGAAGAUGAAGAGGAGGAUUAUCAGCAGGAACAUGAUGAGAUGUGAGCAUGUUGAUGCUUUUUGCAAUGGAUAACACAUCUGCAACUUCCUGUUGCCGGUUCGUAAUCUCUGUUGUAAGGGAAUACUUUUGUUCCGGCUGUUAUGAAAUUGUUUCUGGUUUUCAUUUCUGUUUGUGUAACAAUGUUGGUAUCAAAAGACAAUAUUAUUGUUGAAACAACUAUUAUUACUUUAAGAAUUAGUCUUUUGAGUUCCAAAAGUUGGUUA